Molecule: messenger RNA, 696 nt
Organism: Closterium sp. NIES-65
Lineage: Eukaryota; Viridiplantae; Streptophyta; Zygnematophyceae; Desmidiales; Closteriaceae
Source: the annotation of a GenBank genome assembly
AUGUGGUGCUGGGACGACUUCAAGCCAAUCAUGCGCGAGCUGCUGAACCGCCACCCAGGUCUCGAGUUUUUGCACGACACGCCUGAGUUCCAAGAACGAUAUGCGGAGACGGUGAUAUACCGCAUAUUCUACCACAUCAGCCGGUCGGGCAACGGGCGCAUCUCACUGAGAGAGCUCAAAAAGAGCAACCUCAUGCAGGCGCUGCAGCAGGUGGAGGAAGAAGAGGACAUCAAUAAAGUGCUCAAGUACUUCUCGUACGAGCAUUUCUACGUGGUGUACUGCAAGUUCUGGGAGCUGGAUUCGGAUCACGACUUCCUCAUAGACAAGGACGACCUGCUGCGCUACGGCAACCACGCCCUCACCUACCGCAUCGUCGAGCGCAUCUUCGCCCAGGUGCCCCGGCCGUUCACGAGUGGAGUGGAGGGCAAGAUGGGGUACGAGGACUUUGUGUGGUUCAUCCUCUCAGAAGAGGAUAAGUCGUCUGAACCCAGCCUCGAGUACUGGUUCCGGUGUGUGGAUUUGGAUGGGGACGAGCGCAUCACAGCACCAGAGAUGCAGUAUUUCUACGAGGAGCAGCUGCACCGCAUGGAGUGCAUGGCGCAGGAGCCCGUGCUCUUUGAAGACGUUGUGUGCCAAAUGGCCGACAUGAUUAAACCCGCGGUGAGCAUGGGGGGGAGAGAGAUGCUGGCGCAGUAG